CUACCGCCUAUGAAAAGGCCAAAGCUUUCGAAAAUUCUUUUAAACAAAACUCCCUCAGUUACAAUCCUUAUUUGUCUUAUAUAUAUCCGGCCCACAUUGGAGUUGUACCUAAUCAAACAACAGUGAAUUUGUCUUCACAAGUUCACCCAGCAAUAAUGAUAGCCUUAUUUACAAUAACAAAACCAGAAGACCCUCUUGUAAAAUUAACUGAAGCCAUCACAAUAAUGAUGACGAAGAUGCAAGAAAACAGGAAACCUCCGUGA
Dentiscutata erythropus is the source of this 263-nucleotide messenger RNA. The record is from the annotation of a GenBank genome assembly. Lineage: Eukaryota; Fungi; Glomeromycota; Glomeromycetes; Diversisporales; Gigasporaceae.